CAGCUCCCCGGAUGCGGCUGUGAUUGACUAUACCAGGCAAAAAGAGAUCGAAAGACAAGUGGCGGUGCUGCAGCCCCAGUGGUCGUAGGCAGGAUGCAGACCAUAAAGUGUGUGGUGGUCGGUGACGGGGCAGUGGGUAAAACCUGUCUUCUCAUCUCCUAUACCACCAAUGCCUUCCCUGAAGAGUAUAUUCCCACAGUGUUUGACAACUACAGCGCUCAAAUGAGCGUGGAUGGCCGUACUGUCAGCCUCAACUUGUGGGACACAGCAGGCCAAGAGGAGUAUGACCGCCUGCGUACUCUCUCCUAUCCCCAGACCAACGUUUUCAUCAUCUGCUUUUCUAUCGGCAGCCCAUCCUCUCAUGCCAAUGUCAGGCACAAGUGGCAUCCUGAGGUUUCUCACCACUGCCCCAAUGUGCCCAUCCUGCUCGUGGGCACCAAGAAGGACCUGAGGGGUGAUGCAGAAACGGUGAAGAAGCUGAAGGAGCAGGGCCUGGCUCCCACCACCCAGCAGCAGGGCAAUGCCCUGGCCAAGCAGAUUGGGGCUGUUAAAUACAUGGAGUGUUCUGCUCUGCAGCAGGAUGGUGUCAGGGAGGUGUUUGCUGAUGCUGUGAGGGCAGUGUUGUAUCCAGUCACGAAAAAGAACCCCAAGAAGUGUGUGCUGUUGUAAUAAAUGGUUCCCACAUUUGGACUGUGUAGAGAGAUGAUGGAGAUCCACAGAUGCAAAGGAAGGCUGAGGAACGAAGGUCAUCAUCUGGCUGCCUCCAUACCACCUCCAGCAGUUCAGACUUUGUCUUCAGCUCCUCUGUUACUCCUCUCUUCCUUAUUCAUCUCUUGGAGGAUUUCUCUCCGUUGCCAUCAUCACCAAAGUGACUAUGCCAAAAUGGGGGCAACAGACAGUAUCUCCUCUAUUUUUCUUACAUUUUAACUUUUUAUAUUUACACUUUUUCCAAUUUUACAUCUGUUCUAGAUUUAUAGCUUCUCUGCUUUGCCUUAUAAAAUGCUGAUCAUGGUUGUCACAAGCCAUAAUAACAUCCAAACCAACCAACCAAGCUACCCUGUUUGACUGGAGAGAAGAGAUCUGCCUUUGUUCAGGUGGAGAAAUAAUGACUACCUCAUACUCUCACCUAGGUUGCAUCUCAUGAGUCUCAAGCAACGUCACCAUCAAAAUGCUUUGACUUGCCUAUUUAGAUGUAAUAAACAGACAAGUAGAGGGUGAAUAAGUUUUAAUUUCAAGCAGCUUGAUUCCAGACAAGGUGCGAUGACUCCAGGACGGAUGCCAGUACCCCUUAACCAAUAUGCACAGAUUAGAGGUUAAACUCUCGAGCUGCAGUUCCCCUUGUGCUCAGUCUGGCAUGUUAGAGCUGUCUGGCAGGCUGCCCCUCCAGCCUCUCGCACUGCUCUCUCACUGCCAUGCAUGGGAGAGCUAGUAGGACUUUGAAGAUAAACCAAAUCCAUUAAAAGCAGCCGACCAUUUGCCCUCUUCAGUAAUAGAGGAGCAGGUGUCAUGAGGCUUCUGCCAAAUUAACCCACACUGGUACUGGAUUUCUUGGGCUGACAUCAUCAGAAAGUCAGAUUGUAGUACAGCUCCCCUCUGUCUUCAUCUUAACUCUUGAUGCUCACACCGAGUGCCAUUAAAAACAAGCCUAAGAAUUAGUUUUUGACAGGGUGGUGUCAAAGAGACUCUAUUUUGUCUAAUUAUGUUGGAAUUUACUCUGUAAAUGAUUUUUUCCUCAAAUGUUUUUAACCUGAGUGUGGUAAUGGCCAAAGUUGAAUAUAUUUUUUUGUAAUAGCCUAUGUUUAUUUGAUCAGUAAAAUUUGUUUUGUAAUUAAUAAUCAGAUUUGAUGAACCAGAACUCCAUAACAUUUUCAAUUUCAAUUACGUUAUUGCCUUGCAUUUAAGGUUAGCAGACUAUUACCACUGCAUAAUUGAUUCAGUAUAGCAUAUAAUACCAGAAUAUGUUUUAACUGGCUUAUGCUAGGCUAUAUACUUCUUUUCAUAUAUUUUCUUGGUUAGGUGAAUAUCAUUUCAUCUUGGAAGAAGCAGUGUCAUAGCUGCCUUGUAAACCACGUAACAGCAGUUUAUCUACAAUAUGGAAGGAGCAUUUAAUUUGGUCAGGUGCCUUAUCUAAACCAAAGACCAUAGCAGUGCUCCUUUGUCAAACCCAAAGGUGGCCAUUAAAGUGCUGCAAGUGCCACGAGACCUAUACAGGUCCAACCAACUCUGGGUUUCAUUUUUGUAAUUUUUCAGAAGCGUUCUGCCUUAGUUCCCUCCAGUAAACACACUCCUCUUGCAGCACUGUUUGUAAGACACAGGUGCUAAACUGACAUCUUGCGCGGCAAGUCUUUGUGCAUUUGUGAAACGGAGCGCUCGUGGCCCACAGCUCUUAACAGAUUGUGGUUUACAUCCCUGCAUUGCAUGGUGCAGUGAGGGCAAGGCACAAGCACAACUUGCACAUACGGUUCAGCAAGAGCUGCGUUGGUGAAACGUGCCUUGUUGCAUCUGAGGAUUUUUAUACAUUUUAUAAAUUUUUUUUUUUAGUAAUGACUGGUUGCUUGUGUGCUUACAGUUGCCAGUAAUAACAGCAGCCCUUUUACUAUAGUUAUUUUCAUUUACUCACUCGAGUGGGGUGUAUAAUAAGUCAACCUAGAUUGUGGCCUGUGUAAAGUCUAGAAUAACCGAAGCGCAACACGAGUGAGAGGUUUUGUGCAUCAACAGUGAUGCGGUUUGAGAUCUGCUUAAAGAUGUGUGAAAAUUUCCCAGAUUGGUGUGUGGAGGGUUGAAUGUAAGUGCACAAUUUGUCAAACUGUCAACUGUGGUGAGCUUGUUUUUUUGCCAUGUCCUGAUUUCACUCAGAUAAUGCUGUUGAAGUGGAACAUACACCUGUGGGCUCUGUAUGUCUGUGUCCCGGAGCUGUAUGCUACCGUGUGCGUGGUACUACGCUUUUACACUGGGAACUUGAUUUGUAGAAAUCUGUUUGUAAUUGUUUUAUAUAUAACAAAAGCAUAUUUGUAUAAAUGAACUAACAGUGAGAUGAUUUUAAAUUAUGCCAAAUAAAAUGGUGGUUAAAACCAGACACUU
Seriola dumerili (greater amberjack) is the source of this 3081-nucleotide messenger RNA. RefSeq names its product rho-related GTP-binding protein RhoG-like (gene rhogd). The transcript is spliced from 2 exons. Gene Ontology annotation, molecular function: GTP binding; protein kinase binding; GTPase activity. The record is from RefSeq and is a predicted model, not a curated record. The coding region runs from base 94 to 669 and encodes 191 amino acids. NCBI's taxonomy places the organism in Eukaryota, Metazoa, Chordata, Actinopteri, Carangiformes, Carangidae. Gene Ontology annotation, cellular component: cytoskeleton; cell projection; plasma membrane. Gene Ontology annotation, biological process: small GTPase-mediated signal transduction; regulation of cell shape; cortical cytoskeleton organization.